GAAAAACCCAAUUUAUUUGCAUGUCAUUGUGGUGAAGGUUUUUUAUCGCGAGCGUUAUUGAUUGAACACAAGAAGGUUCACGUGACCUCCAGAGAUUGUAUAUUUAGAUGUAGUAUUUGUCAGGCCAAAUUUCAUUCCCACAGAACUUACGACCAACAUCUUAUCAGCCAUUUUGGAUUAAAUCGCAGACUGUGUGCGUUUUGUGGACAAUCUUUAUCGUCAAAAAUUGAGUUUAAUAAACAUAUUCAAACAGUUCACGAAAAACCAAGCGGCCCUACACAAUAUUCUUGUAUCGUAUGUAAUGAAGGAUUCCAUCAUACAGCGAUGCUGGAAGAACAUCAGAAAUAUCAUAAUAAACAGAAGCCUUUUCGCUGUCCAAUUUGUUUUUCUCAGUUCCAGGAAUAUACCACCUAUACAGGUCAUUUGACCCAACACGUGGGCAAAAACACGAAAAUCUGUUUCAUGUGCGGAUAUCGUACCUCAACAUGCCGGACAUUAACUAUUCAUUUUAAGUCUCAU
Molecule: messenger RNA, 519 nt
Organism: Lottia gigantea (owl limpet)
Lineage: Eukaryota; Metazoa; Mollusca; Gastropoda; Lottiidae
Exons: 2
Biological process (GO): regulation of transcription by RNA polymerase II
Cellular component (GO): nucleus
Molecular function (GO): RNA polymerase II transcription regulatory region sequence-specific DNA binding; DNA-binding transcription factor activity, RNA polymerase II-specific
Source: RefSeq, a predicted model, not a curated record